CGGGAACGCAGGAGGCGGCGGUAGCAGCCGCAGGCUUAGCGUUACUCUCAGUGGAGCGGACUGAGCCGGAGCUUGGUUGGCGGGGACGCGCAAACGGAAAGCCAAGGCUGCGGUGGGCUCCCCCCCCCCCCGCCCGAAGCACCACCCCAGGCUCCGGGGACCUGCGGCUGAAGUGAAGGGCGAUGGAGCUCUGAAGGAAGAGGCGGCGGCAGCAGCAGCAGUUGCAUCCUGUGCCACCUGCGGGCCGGGUGGCCCCUUGCACCACCUGGACUCCUCCGGCUCUGCUAGUUGCGCUUUCCCGGCAGCCUCACGCCUGAGGAUGUGAGUCUCCCGCUCCGCCCGGCUGCCCAGUUCCCGCCACGCCGACCGUAGCGGCCCCUCGCCCCAGCCCGCCGUGCCAGCUGCUGGGCAGGGCGGGGGGUUGCUGAGCUCUUUGCAUGGGGCCGACGUUGCUCUCGGUCCGUCCCUCCGCUGCAGCCGGAGAAGAUGCCCAGGCAGGAGUUGCCUUUGCCCGAGGGCUGGGAAGAAGCUCGCGACUACGACGGCAAAGUCUACUACAUCGACCACGCCACCAAGACCACUAGCUGGGUGGACCCGCGGGACAGGUAUACUAAACCUCUAACCUUUGCUGACUGCAUAAGUGAUGAAUUACCAUUGGGAUGGGAAGAGGCUUAUGACCCUCAGGUUGGAGUCUAUUAUAUCGACCAUAACACCAAAAGUACCCAGAUAGAGGAUCCUCGCGUACAGUGGCGACGGGAGCAGGAGCAUAUGCUGAAGGACUACCUUGUAUUGGCACAAGAAGCACUGACAGCUCAGAAGGAGAUUUACCAGGUAAAGCAACAGAGGCUUCAACUGGCACAGCAGGAGUACCAACAACUUCAUGAUGUCUGGGAACAUAAGCUGGGAUCUCAAACUAGCUUAAUCUCCAGUUCCUCAUCUGGUUCAAAGUAUGAUCCAGACAUUCUUAAAGCUGAAAUUGCUACCACAAAAUCUAGGGUUAAUAAACUCAAGAGAGAAGUAGCUCACAUGAGACAGGAACUCCAGUACAAGGAACUUGGUUACCAGACACUGAAGAAAAUUGAUAUGAAAAUGUCUGACACCCAAGGUGGAUAUAAACUUGAUGAGGCACAAGCUAUCUUAAGUGAAAUGAAAGCUAUCAAGAAAGCCAUCACUUCAGGGGAGAAAGAAAAGCAAGACCUCAUUGAGUGCCUUGCCAAGUUGAAAGAUAAUUUUGUGAUGGACAGAGGAUCAUACUCGGACUUGUGGGCCAGCAGCACAUCUUUGGAAGGCUCCAGUCUCUCAUCACCUAGGCAAUAUCUGGAUGUUGGAUCCCAAACAGAUGUUUCUGGAAAUUUUAUUUUGAGCACUAAUAAUCAAUUGGCUGAGAAGGUGAGACUACGUCUCCAAUAUGAAGAUGCAAAGCGCAGAAUAGCAAACUUAAAGAUACAGUUGGCUAAACUGGAUAGUGAGGCCUGGCCUGGUGUGCUGGAUUCUGAACGGGACAGACUGAUGUUAAUCAAUGAGAAGGAGGAACUUCUAAAGGAAAUGAGAUUCAUAAGCCCUAGGAAAUGGACCCAAGGUGAAGUGGAAAGACUGGAAAUGGAAAAAAAGCGUCUAGAGGAAGAUCUUCAGACUGCAAGAGAUACACAGAGCAAAGCUUUAACCGAAAGGUUGAAGUUAAAUAGUAAGAGAAACCAAUUAGUUGGAGAACUAGAAGAAACAACACGAUUAAUGGCAAUGCUGCACAUCCAGUUGAAAAACCUGUCCUCAAGCAUGCUUUCCCUUUCAUCAGGCAGCAGCCCCGGCUCUCUGGCAUCUAGCAGGGGCUCUCUUGUUGCGUCCAGUCAGGAUUCUUCCACUUCAGCCAGUUUUACGGAUCUGUACUAUGAACAGUUCGGGCAGGUAGAUUCUGACUACCAGAAUAAAAUGGACCUCUUGCUCCUGGAGAGAGCUGCUGGAUUUCGGCCUUCAGGCUGCAUCACCACUAUCCAUGAGAACGAGGUGGUCAAAACACAAGAAACUGAUGCAAGUAACCGUUUGCAGGCUCUGAGGUCCUUGUCUGGGACGCCCAAAUCAUUGACGUCGCUGUCUCCCAGAUCAUCGCUUUCUUCUCCCUCACCACCUUGUUCUCCACUUGUGACAGACCCAUUCUUCACAGGAGAUACUUUCAUGAGCCAUAUGGACUUUGAAGAUACGGAAAUAAACAAUGGUCUGUCUGAACUUAGUCUAAUCACUGGGAAUGGCAAGAAGUACAGACUAGAAGAGUCUAGGACUCGGGGAAAACAUCUGGACCAAGGUGUAAAUAUAGUUGAAGGGGCUGCGCUGAAAGUAGCAUGUGUAUCAGCUGCAGUGUCCGAUGAGUCUGUUGCUGGAGACAGUGGAGUAUAUGAAGCAUCUGCACAAAGAACCUGUAUGUCAGAAACUGUUCUGUUUGAUAAUGAAGAUGCAGAAAUAGCUGGCACUGCUAAAGUUCAAAUUGCAAUGAAGUAUGAUGAAAAAAAUAAACAGUUCGCAAUAUUAGUUGCCCAUCUGAAUAAUGUAUCCGCUCUUCUGCCACAACGAGACCAGAAAGUGUGUAUUCGGGUGGCUGUUCUUCCUUGUUCUGAAAGCACAAGCUGUUUGUUUCGCACCAGACUCAUGGAGGCAUCAGAUAAUCUUGUAUACAAUGAAUUAUUUUGUGUUGCAAUCUCCUACUCCAUUCUACGACAGAAGACUCUAAGGGUUGAUGUCUGUGCUAUGGAUAACUGCCAUCUUGAAGAGUGCUUGGGUGGUGCACAAAUUAGCCUUGCUGAGACUUGCAGAUUGGGAGAGAAGUCAUCUCGUUGGUACAACCUCCUAAGCUAUAAAUAUCUGCAGAGGCAAAGCAGUAAAAAUAAGCAAGAGGAUCCCUGUUCUAAACUCUCCUGUCCUGAGAAAAUGCAGGAUUCUGUAUCUGUGCUGCUAGAACAGACUGCUGUUGAACUAGAAGCCGUAGAGAGAGCGCUAGAAGAAAGCAGAAGCACUUUACAUACUGGGGAGAAUUGGCAAGAUGAGGAAGAUGCUGAGCGAGAGCAAGAUGGUAAUAGUGAAAAUGAAGUGGAAGAAGAAGAGGAAGAAUUUUAUUGUGAUAAGACAGUAUGGGAAACAGAAGAGAUUCCAUCAGCCUUCUCACAGGCAGAGUUAGCAACUUUCAAGGUGGAUAAAGAGACCAACACAGAAAGUUUCACACAUUCUUCCAUUGUAGUUCGUCCAAAAGAUAAGAGACCAUCAAACCCACCACGAACUCCUUUUGUUAGAGGCAGUACAAUAAUACGUUCCAAAACCUUUUCCCCAGGACCACAGAGCCAGUAUGUGUGCCGGCUGAAUCGCAGUGAUAGUGAUAGUUCAACUCUGUCAAAGAAAUCACCCUUUGUCCGAAAUGCUGUGGAGAGGCGAAGUGUCAGAAUGAAAAGGUCUUCAGUGCAUAACAUCGGAGCUGAGCGUCUAAUCCGUACCUCUCUAGACCUGGAGCUGGAUUUGCAGGCUUCAAAGACCUGGCACAAUCAACUGGUACAAGAAAUCUCUGUUUUGAAGCAGCUGAAGGAGCAGUUAGAACAAGCUCAGAGUCAAGGGGAGAAGGAACUGCCUCAGUUUGUAAAGGAGGAUGAACGAUUUCAGAUUCUGCUGAAGCUAGUAGAGAAACGGGCUGAAAAAGAUGAGCGAAAGCGUGCUGAUAAAAUGAUGAGAGCAGCUGCUAAGGAUGUACACAGACUACGAGGGCAGAGUCGGAAAGAGCCCCUCGAGGUGCAGUCAUUCAGAGAAAAAAUGGCAUUUUUCACACGACCAAGGAUAAAUAUCCCAGCUCUUUCUGCAGAUGAUGUUUAAUCCCUAUUUAAGUAUUCCAUUCUCCGGCCACUUUGAAAAGUAUCAUUUGGUUUCACUGAAGUUUAUUUAUGUGGUAUUAUAAGGUACCAGGUCAUUUGUAUGUUGUUGGCUUUGUCAGCAUUCUGUUGAAAUUCUUACUUUUCUCCUUUCCAUCACAAAAGACAGCAUUAAAAUGAUGUGAUUAUAUAGUUUGUAUAUUUAGCAAUGUAUUUUGGGGAAAGAAUUUUUAAAUAUGAACAAAUACAGCUCAAAAUGUUUAAAUAAGAUUCCAUUUAGAUGUUUUGUACAGCACUAUUUUUUUAGGCAAGUUUUACCACAAUAAAAUUGCAUCUGGAGGAGCAUUAAUUCUAAAAAAAACUCAUCUCUUGUAACUAGCUUUUGCUAGUUUACAUAUUUUUAUAUACAAAAAAGAGGAUGCAAAAAGCCAUUACAAAGACUGACUACUCUGCAAGCUGUGAAACACUUCCAUUGCCUUCUAGGUCAUAAAAAUGGGUGUGGAGUUUACACUGCUUUCAGCACUUUAAUUUGGAGGUUAUUUCAGCUCUUUUUAUAUUGGAUCCAUAACAAGUUCCAAAAGCCCAAUGAAUCCUUUGCUACAGGGAGAAAGCUGCUGGGAACUUCCAUCAUAGACUUUCUAAUGGCUCAUUUUUUUUUGCUUUACAAAUACAUAUCCUGAUCAGCUAGCGGUGAAACUAAUUCCUUUUUUUAAAACACACCUAAGUUUAUUUUUUACAUUUUUGGGGAUUAUAUCAUGAUUUCUUUCUUUUCUCUCAGCCUUAUUUCUUUUCAUAAAACCCAUGAGCCUGUCUCAUAUGCUGUCUCGUAUGUUUUUUUUUUAUUAACAUUUUGUCUCAUAUGUUUUACCUUCGUUGAGUGUAAUUCAAAGGUUUACUUUUACCGUUUUUGAAAAACAAGAUUGUCUAGAAUUACUGUGUCUGUAUGCCAUAGUUUUCCAUACUGUUAGAAUUUGUAAAAAAAAAAUCCUUCUUGUGAAGUAUUUCACACUUUUGUGCGCACAUGAGUGUUUUCUUGCUUGCAUGUUCACAUUCCCACCCCUUCCCAUUUCUCUACACACAAACCCUAUUCAAGUGGUACCUUCUAGGAGAAGCACCCUUGUAUGAGGCUUGGGCAUGUACUUCUCUCCAUCACUGCAGAGAGAGAGAGUAACGAAUGAAUGAGACUGUACUGUACUUGGUACUUCUCAUUGAGAACCCAGUUUUAAAAUCUGUUUAUCAUGGAGAGUUCACAAUCAAAUAAAUACGAUUCAACUAAUGCAUUCUUUCUCCUCCUCUUCUCUCACUAUCUCUGUCAUCUUGUCUCUCACACUCACAUUUCCCUAACUAUUGCCAACAUAAGAACUUUGCUGAUAAUGGCUAGAGAACAAUGGGACAAAAAUACAACGGCCUUAAAGGUCUACAAACCAAGAUGCGCCUUCAUGAAUAAAGCUGACAAAACUGGAACUCUGUUGAGAUGUACAUAUUACUUUUUGAUGUAUAAAACACUUUAUUAGGCAAGCACUAAAUGAUGGAAUUUAUAUCUAUUUUAAAUUUUGUCAGGAUUAAAAUUGCUACAGAAAUUUA
This is a messenger RNA of Eublepharis macularius, 5423 nucleotides long. RefSeq names its product WW and C2 domain containing 1 (gene WWC1). NCBI's taxonomy places the organism in Eukaryota, Metazoa, Chordata, Lepidosauria, Squamata, Eublepharidae. Gene Ontology annotation, biological process: cell migration; regulation of DNA-templated transcription; negative regulation of organ growth. The record is from RefSeq and is a predicted model, not a curated record. Gene Ontology annotation, molecular function: molecular adaptor activity; kinase binding. Bases 487 to 3843 code for a protein of 1118 amino acids. The transcript is spliced from 23 exons. Gene Ontology annotation, cellular component: cytoplasm.